This is a messenger RNA of Penaeus indicus, 657 nucleotides long. RefSeq names its product serine protease 55-like. Bases 1 to 642 code for a protein of 213 amino acids. The record is from RefSeq and is a predicted model, not a curated record. The transcript is spliced from 4 exons. Gene Ontology annotation, molecular function: serine-type endopeptidase activity. NCBI's taxonomy places the organism in Eukaryota, Metazoa, Arthropoda, Malacostraca, Decapoda, Penaeidae. Gene Ontology annotation, biological process: proteolysis.
AUGACAAAUAUGUUUAUACUCAGAUAUGACGACGCAAAGAUUUCAGGACAGGCCAUGACGUCACAAAUGUCGAGCAUCAACUAUGACGUCACAUUUACGCCGCAGACACACACGGAGAAUGAAUUACCGACGCCGCAGAACCCUCCAUCAAAAGUCUUAUUAACCGGAACUGAAAGCUAUGGCAUUAUACAUUUCUAUGAAUUUCAGGUAGCGCUCCUUUACAAGAAAAAAUCUUUCUGUGGCGGGUCCAUCAUCAGUGACAGAGUAGUCCUCACAGCUGCACACUGUACGGAUGGCAUGACACCGGAAGCUCUGACGGUCAAGAUCGGCGACCACGACCUGACACAGAACGACGUAUCGAGAGAAAGAGCUGUGUCAGUCAGGAAGAUCAUACAACACGAUGGCUACGACUCAAUCUCGAUGAACAAUGACAUCUCGCUGGUGUUUCUGACGUCAAAGCUGACACUCACGUGGCGAGUCGCCCCUCUCUGCCUGACCCCGUAUGACGUGACCUAUUACAAGGAACAAGUGCUGGUCAUGGGCUGGGGUUUGACCUCUGAGGGGGACAAGGAGUCGGGUUCACCUGUGUUGCUCCAAGCUAAGGUCAAAGGUAAGUGUUUUUAUGUUUUUGUUAUUCUUUAGCGUCUUUGUUAUUUU